CACUCUGUCAAAAACCUCCUAUACAUUAUCUCGUUUCAAAUUGGAAGAUUCAUUUCACUUCCCUGUUCGUAAUAGAAUAAUAACUCUGGGAGGGCCCUAUAGGACGGUAACUAGGACAUUCAUUCCAUACACGUCGAAAGAUGAUUGAAUAUAAUACUUAGAUUGUUGAAGAUGGCUCCUUACGUUAAUCUACAUUACAUUCUGAUAUUCUUUUUGAUCUCGAUAGUUUACGUGUUCAGUUUGGAAUUCAGGUACCAUAGUCAAGAUGAAUUAGAACGAUUGAUGUAUGAAUUUAGCGAAAACGUGAGGGAACCACUUGAAGCCAGGGUGUAUUCGAUUGGAAAGUCUAAAGGGGGUCGUGAUCUUCUAGUUUUUGAGCUGACUGCAGCCAAGAAUAAUUCGGAAACAGUUCCAAACAUCCAAUUGACAGGGAAUAUUCACGGAAAUGAAACACCUGGCAGGGAAAUCCUUCUCCAUUUGAUUGAGUAUUUGAUAUCAAACUAUGACGAAAACGACAGGAUUCGCUGGCUGCUUGAUAAUACCAGGAUUCAUAUUUUACCGUGCUUAAAUCCGGAUGGUUGGGAGGUUGCCGAAAUUGGUGAUUGUGCGGGACUUGAGGGGAGGAACAAUCUGGAUGAUUACGAUCUGAACAGAAACUUUCCUAAUUUUGUACCAGGAGAAGAGGAAGUAGAACAGGUCGAAACAAAAGCCAUAAAAGAGUGGAAUAGGAAUGUUUCAUUCGUUUUAGCCGGGGACUUACAUGCUGGGGCUGUGGUUACUAUUUAUCCUUUCCAUAAAAUGACGAAGACCAAAUAUGGGUACGAGAGUCAAUCGAGUAUUACUCCUGAUGACAAAAUAUUCGAGCAUAUUGCAAACGUUUAUGCAAGGAACAAUGUUGUCAUGUACCAGCAAACGAUUUUCUGUGAUAAUGAAACUUUUCCAGGUGGUAUCACAAGAGGAGCAUCAUGGUAUUACUUUUUGGGUGGUAUGCAAGAUUAUAAUUAUAUUGAGCAUGGAACCAUGGCUUUAACUUUUGAAAUAUCCUGUUGCAAAUACCCACCCGAGGAAAACCUUACAGAAAUUUGGGAACAGAACAAGAAGUCUCUCAUCAUGUUUUGUUGUGAAGCAAACCGAGGUGUCACAGCUAAUGUCAGAGAGUCAAAUACCGGAAAACCAAUAACAAAUGCAAAUGUAACUAUUUUGGGCAUAGACAAGGUUAUUCACACCAACGAAGAUGGUAGAUUAUGGAAAAUUCUUUUACCAGGAAAAUAUUACUUGAGGGUUGACGCAGAUGGCUAUGAAACCGUUGAGAACACAUUCAUUGUAGAAUAUGAAGACGAAGAAUUUCCCAAACUAACCAAAUUGGAAAUAGUAAUGAAUCGAUCCUAGUUAAACACAACAGAACUCCGUGUGUCCUGAAUUUAUAUUGCUCAUGAACUGCGAUAAGAUAUGUACAUAAUUACUGUUUCUAUAAAUGUUGGUACGAUAAGGCACCUAGGAUAACACAGCUGA
This is a messenger RNA of Coccinella septempunctata (seven-spotted ladybird), 1512 nucleotides long. RefSeq names its product carboxypeptidase D-like. Gene Ontology annotation, molecular function: metallocarboxypeptidase activity; zinc ion binding. The coding region runs from base 172 to 1389 and encodes 405 amino acids. The transcript is spliced from 7 exons. Gene Ontology annotation, biological process: proteolysis. The record is from RefSeq and is a predicted model, not a curated record. NCBI's taxonomy places the organism in Eukaryota, Metazoa, Arthropoda, Insecta, Coleoptera, Coccinellidae. Gene Ontology annotation, cellular component: cell surface.